AAGCCCCUCCUUGGUUGCCCUGUUGGGUGCCCGGCCCAACUGUCAGUCAAUGAGUCCGGCUGUGCGACAGGGUGGUGCCUCUUUCCCUGAGAAAGAGAGGCAAGCAGGCCCCCUCCUUUUCUCUACGCCUUUCCGACAUUAAGGGAUUGGGGUUUUGUUGUGUGACAGACCCUGAAUGUGGUUGGGAGCAGGAGGAACCGCCCCGCCCUUCUCCCCUCAGUUGAGAUUGACAGGCAGCAUGGCCCCGCCCCUUAUUUAUAGCCAGGAGACCCCAUUUCUUUCCCAGAUCCCUCACUGGAGAAGAUAGAUGCCCCCUCUGUGGAAGGGAGGCUCGCCCUUCUCUGAGGAGGGGAAGCAUUUGGGGGCGCCGGGCGGCUGUUUCCCCUCCUCUCCUCCCUCAGGAUGUUGAUCUUGCCUCUGCCUCUGCUGCUUUCUCCGUGGCGGCUGUAGCCCGGGCUCUCCGCGAAGAGAGGGCCCUCCCUCCUCGAGGGCGAGCCAUGGAUCGCCGCGGGGAGGCCCCCCUCCAGCUCCAGCAAAACCUGGACUUCACCGUCGAGAAUGUGGAAAAGGCACUCCACCAGUUGUAUUAUGAUCCCAACAUUGAAAACAAGAACCUGGCUCAGAAAUGGCUGAUGCAAGCUCAGGUAUCACCACAAGCCUGGCACUUCAGUUGGCUGCUUCUAGAGAUGGACAAGGUGCCUGAAAUCCAGUAUUUUGGGGCCAGUGCUCUCCACAUCAAGAUUUCACGAUACUGGAAUGACAUCCCUACUGAUCAAUAUGAAAGCCUCAAGUCACAGCUCUUCAGCCACAUUACCCGUUUUGCUAGUGGUUCCAAGAUUGUGCUGACUCGACUUUGUGUGGCCCUUGCUUCAUUGGCCCUAAACAUGAUGCCAGAUGCCUGGCCAUGUGCUGUUGCUGACAUGGUACGCAUGUUCCAGGCAGAGGACUCUAACGUUGAUGGGCGAGCACGCUGCCUUGCUCUCCUGGAACUACUGACUGUCCUGCCUGAGGAGUUCCAAACCAGUCGCCUACCACAGUAUCGUAAAGGGCAGGUCCGUAGUGUCUUGGCACAGGAAUGCAGUUCUGUAUUCCCCCUGCUAGAGCAAUUGCUCCAACAGCAAGACUCUCCCAGCUUCAUUAAACAGAAAGUGUUGAAGUGCUUCUCUAGCUGGGUGCAACUGGAGAUACCACUGUUGGAGUGCGAAAGCUUGAUUCAGGCUGCCUUCACCUCCCUGCAUGAUCCAGAACUCUUUGACACUGCUGUGGAGGCUAUAGUCAAUGCAAUUUCCCAGCCCGAUGCUCAGAGGUAUGUGAAUACUCUUCUGAAGCUCAUUCCGCCUGUGCUGGGGCUACAGGAGCAACUACGUCAAGCUGUCCAGAGCAGAGAUAUGGAAACAUCUCAUGGCAUCUGCCGUAUUGCUGUGGCCCUAGGAGAGAAUCAUUCCCGAGCUCUCCUGGAUCAAGUCGACCACUGGCAGAGCUUUCUGGCUCUGGUCAAUAUGAUAAUGUUCUGCACUGGAAUCCCAGGACACUAUCCUGUUAAUGAGACUACAAGUUCCCUUACACUUACAUUCUGGUACACACUACAGGAUGACAUCCUGUCUUUUGAUCCAGAAAAGCAGGCCAUGUACCAGCAGGUAUAUCGUCCUGUAUAUUUCCAGCUGGUGGAUGUGCUCCUGCACAAAGCUCAGUUUCCUUCUGAUGAGGAGUACAGCUGCUGGUCCUCUGAUGAGAAGGAACAGUUCCGGAUAUAUCGAGUGGAUAUCUCAGACACUUUGAUGUACGUGUAUGAAAUGUUGGGAGCUGAGCUGCUGAGCAGCUUAUAUGACAAACUGGGUCGCCUCCUAACCAACACAGAGCAACCAUCUUCCUGGCAGCAUACAGAGGCUUUGCUUUAUGGGUUCCAAUCCAUUGCGGAGACCAUAGAUGUCAACUACUCAGAUGUGGUGCCUGGCCUCAUUGGGCUCAUCCCUCACAUCAGCAUCAGCAAUGUGCAGCUUGCCGAUACGGUCAUGUUUACUAUUGGAGCCCUUUCAGAGUGGUUGGCUGACCAUCCUGUCAUGAUCAAUAAUGUCCUACCCCUGGUGUUGCAAGCUCUGGGCAAUCCAGAGUUAUCUAUCUCUAGUGUCUCCACCCUCAAGAAGAUCUGCCGUGAAUGCAAAUAUGACUUGCCUCCCUAUGCUGCCAACAUUGUUGCUGUCUCUCAGGAUGUGCUAAUGAAACAGAUUCACAAGACAAGUCAGUGCAUGUGGUUGAUGCAAGCUCUGGGUUUCCUGCUGUCUGCCCUCCAAGUAGAAGAGAUCUUGAAGAACCUGCAUUCACUCAUAACUCCUUACAUCCAGCAACUGGAGAAAUUGGCUGAUGAAACGCCAAAUCCUUCCAACAAGCUGGCUAUCAUCCACAUCCUGGGCCUUCUCUCCAAUCUCUUCACUACAUUGGAUAUCAGCCACCAUGAUGAUGAUCAUGAAAGCACAGAGGUCAAGAAGCUGCCGGUGCCACAGGGUCCAAAUCCGGUAGUGGUGGUGCUGCAGCAAGUAUUCCAGCUCAUCCAGAAAGUCCUCAGCAAAUGGUUGAAUGAUGCACAAGUUGUAGAGUCUGUGUGCUCCAUUUUUGAGAAGUCUGUGAAGACCCUCCUGGAUGAUUUUGCACCUAUGGUGCCUCAACUGUGUGAGAUGUUGAGCCAGAUGUACAGCACUAUUCCUCAAGCAUCUGCCAUUGAUCUCACCCGGCAACUGGUUCACAUCUUUGCCCACGAGCCUGCCCACUUCCCGCCCAUCAAGGCACUCUUUCUGGUCGUCACAUCAGUUACACUAACCCUCUUUCAGCAAGGGCCCAGGGAUCAUCCUGAUAUUGUUGAUUCAUUUAUGCAACUCCUGGCACAGGCACUCAAACGGAAACCAGACUUGUUCCUGUGUAGCAGCCUGGAUGUCAAAGCAGUUUUCCACUGUGGUGUGAUCUCUCUGAAGUUCCCUGAGGCCCCAACAGUCAAAGCUGCCUGUGGCUUUUUUACUGAGUUGUUGCCACGCUGUGGGGAGAUUCCACCUGUGGGACAAGUCGUACAUGAGAAUGGCAAAAUGUUGCUGCAAGCUGUCCUUGAGGGUGUAGGAGGCCAAGCUUCACGGAAUUUGAUGGAUCACUUUGCUGAGAUUCUCUUUGCCCUCAACAAACAUUGCUUCAGCUACUUGAGUGUGUGGAUCAAGGAAGUGAUGCAACAAGAUGGUUUUCCAUCGGCUCGUGUCAGCCCUGAGCAGAAGGAGAUCUUCAGCCAGCAAAUUCUUAGCAGAGAACGUGUGAACAAGCGACGUGUGAAAGAGAUGGUUAAGGAAUUCACACUUCUUUGUCGGGGACUACAUGGUACUGAAUACACAGCAGACUAUUGAUGGGGCUAUGAAGCAAAAAACUGUAGCAUGAACAGGUCUGAUGACUACCUGUCACUGCCCUAUGCUGCUACUGAACCAGGACAAUAACUCUUCAACUAACCUGCUGAGGUUGCUCCUAUCCAGAUGGGCUGCUUGUCCAUCCCUCCUGCAUGUUCAGAGGCAGCAGGCUGCAAGGACUUGGAGCAGAAGCUGGAGCCGAGGACAGCCCCUCCCUACACUGGGCUGGUGCAAUGACUAGCCCUUGCCUCCCUGGCACCCUCCUGUAGACAAAUGUCUGGUAUUAUCUGUUCCUAAAGAGUCUGCCCUUGCCCUGCAUGUGGCAGCUUGUGUCUGAUGGAAGUGGAAGGCCCUGCAGCCUUGAAUUAUAUUAAGACUGUUUCUAAGUUGUGAUCUUCAGUGAAUUGUGGAGGGUGGGGUGGAUUAAUCUGGGAAUGGAGGAGAGCUAAAGUGUUGGGUCUGGCAAUUAUACUUUCAUUUGCCCUAACCAAAGUGGGUAAUAAACAACUAUCUAUCACAUCCAAAA
Messenger RNA from Anolis sagrei ordinatus, 3903 nucleotides. RefSeq names its product importin 13 (gene IPO13). Gene Ontology annotation, biological process: protein import into nucleus. The record is from RefSeq and is a predicted model, not a curated record. Gene Ontology annotation, cellular component: cytoplasm. Gene Ontology annotation, molecular function: small GTPase binding. Lineage: Eukaryota; Metazoa; Chordata; Lepidosauria; Squamata; Anolidae.